AUGUCAAUUUCGAACAAACGCAGAACGCUCGCCAUUAUCCGCCCUGAUGGAAGUACCAGUCGCCCGCAUAUUUCGUACGAAACAGAUUUCCCUGUGGCAGACGGUUAUUCCCGACACGCAUACGUCCACAACAGCUCAAAUUCUUCCUCCGAGAGUGUCACUUUGGUGCCUGUUCAACCGGGAAAACAGCACAUGGAAGUGCAACAGGGGGCUUUUCAUGGUGCUGUUCAACCGACCACUUUUCAUCGUGAGCACUGGAUGGACUCGCAUAUUAGUGGUCGUCCGCACAGUGAUCCACCACAGUUGGAGCCUAAACGCGUGGCACCGAUUAAAGAUGGGAUGCGAUCAACUAUAGUCGGUCAGUCCAGACUGCGCCAUUCUGAUCCCACUUUGAAUUCCCAAACCAGUUCGAUAUCCAUUCAGCUAAAUCGGGGUCGUCAGCCGAUGCUCUCGAAUGACCAUCUCCUCACGGCAGAUGUGAAACCUAUCGAUACGGAUGUAGGAGGUGGAUCGUACGCCUCUCGUCGUGCAGUGUCCAUGGACCUUCACCCUUGCGAUGGACCAGCAUGGAGUUAUGAACCAGGGAGAACAGAAGAACGGAUUGUUCACAUUCGUACACCUUCGAUUCCUGAUCUCACAUCCGAUCCAACCCAAAUUCAAAUUUCACAAAGACACAAAACGUCAAAAAGAAAACUAUCCUCAUCUUCGACAGGCAGUGACAGCACAGAUAGUGACGUGGUGAACAUUAAUCAAUCCAGAGGAUUUCGACGUCUGUUGAUAUCAGAAAAUGGUUCAGUGCACGAGAUCGAACAGGAUCAAGCCUCAUAUUCAGACAUGGAAACUCGUUUACGUUUGUCUUUUAUAUCCGACCAACGCUGCAGCUCCGAAAGCAGUCUACACACGAGUCCCGAAUUGAGCCCCCGAUUGAACUCCCAGAAUGCUCCACAUCCAACUGUUGAAUCUAGCCCACAUGGAGAGUCUGACAGUGAUUCCCGUGCGAAGUUUGAAACUGUUCCGCUGGUGGACGACGAAGUACGCCACUUACCAAGUGUCGUAACUGAUUUAACCCGAUCGCAGGAAAUGUUGGGCGGGUUCGGUGGUGGUCCCAAUGAAUUUUAUUCCAUAAAACAACCUGUUCCAAACUUGGCGUUCGCAGAAAACUCACCAGUGAUUUUCAGGCGAUCUUACGCAAACUCGCGGUCCAACGGUUUUGCUGCACUUCCAUCGCCAACUCCAAGACGACGAGAGUUUAUGAAUGUUGAACUGAAAUCAAAUACCCUACCGGCAAACUUCCUUUCAAAAAAUGUCUCCGAAGAAAUUAGGCGUCGACAGGAGAAACUAUUUAAAGCUGUGAACCAGAAAGAACAAAAGAAAUCGAAUCUGUCCUGGUUCCACGAAUCAGAAGCACCUCGCCUAAUUCGAGAGUUUCAUUUGCCGCGACAAGCCCCACCUGACGGCUUGAACGAGAACGAUUUCCGCGACGUCCCUACAUGGUUUCAUGGAGUAAUGAAUAAAAUGCUGGCUGAGCAUUUGCUGCGAGCAGAUGGACGAAGCGGUGCCUUUCUCACGCGUGUCAGUUCCGCCUUCCCUGGUUAUGUGAUCAGCUAUUUGUUAGGUGAUUCAGUUCGGCAUCAGUUUGUUUCAGUUGUCAUUCCUGAAGAAACGUCUCUGUCCGAUUCGCAGCGGUCACUGACGGAGACAGCAUCGUACCAACUCUAUCCACAGACAAACUCCGGUCAUUUCGAGUCGUUAAGAGAUCUGAUACAUUUCUACAUGGAAACGAGUUUGGCCUCCCCAGAGAGACAGGUUUUGAUACACCCAGUGGGUCAAACAAAACGCAAGGGAGAGCUGCCCGAUUAUGCUGACCUUUUCUACUCGAAAUGCAACACUGACGACUAGUGUUCAAUCUUGUUCACGUGGUGAUUUGUACACUUGUAUCAAAACCUAGGUGACAGACUGACUGAAUCAUUUUUAACUGAAUUGUUACACGGAAUAUCUUGCUCUUUCGCUUCAUUCUGAUUACAAGAAGACAUGUUUUGACAAACCCUUUCGCGACAAAAAUACCGUGUUUCAUAGGCAGAAAAAUUCUGGACCCCGCGCAUAUUCACCAGAUUGAUGAAGUUUCCGAUCGUCUUUCAUUGAAGCUCACAAAUAUAUUCCAAAAACG
Molecule: messenger RNA, 2167 nt
Organism: Opisthorchis viverrini
Lineage: Eukaryota; Metazoa; Platyhelminthes; Trematoda; Opisthorchiida; Opisthorchiidae
Exons: 6
Coding region: 1-1899 (632 amino acids)
Cellular component (GO): cytoplasm
Source: RefSeq, a predicted model, not a curated record